AUGAUGUACAUCGGUUACGUAUCUAAUAUGACCUCCCGUCUUUCAUCGUACACUGAUUUAUUUCGUCGAGGUUUAUACGAUGCCGUUCGAAAUGCUUUCAAUGUUUUAACAAUUGAUGAAGAUUUCAGUAAGAAAUCAACAGAAAAGAACGCCGCUAAACUUCAUCCGCAUCAACCAAAACCGAAACAGUCGUCAACAUCCUCAUCCGAUACAAAGCGUGUUAAAUCCAAUCUGGCACUCUUGUGUCUAUUCAAUGGCGGCAUACUUCUUUGUGGCAUGCUCUGUUUUAACUAUCUUUUCUUACCUGUUUUUCGUCGAUUAUUCUACGCAUUAGCUGGCUUGGAUUCUUCGUCAACAUCACGACCAUUGAUCAUCAUUCAACACAUACUAACAUACACAUUUAACUCGCUAUGGCUUAUUCCCGCAUUUAUCAUCUCGAAAUUUGUGAAUUCUUAUUGGUUUCGUGAUAUAGCUGAUGUUGUUUUCAAGAAAUUAACGAAGAAUAAUCGUCCUUUACCAGCAUUGACACUGGCUCGAUCGAUCAGUGAUAUUCUCUUCAGUAUAGUAAUGCAAAUCUUCUUUCUUAUUCAAUCAACACUGAUAUUACUCAUACCUAUACCGGUUUUAAAUAAAAUCAUUGGUAAUAUGUGUUUGUGUUUACUCUAUUCGUUUUAUGCAUUCGAAUAUGCAUGGAUCUACGCGAAUUUAAGCGUUAAACAGCGUAUUGAACGUAUCGAAUCAUCUUGGCCAUAUUUCCUUGGUUUCGGUCUGCCAUUAACAGUACUUUCGACACAAUUUUUUGAAUCAGCCAUUGUUAAUGAAUGUAUCUUUUCGAUUGUAUUUCCAUUUGCUAUCGUCGCUGCAACAUCAGUGAAUUUUAACGAACGUAUUAAAUUACAGCCAACACAAGCGCCAAUUGUGCCAUUGAAUAUCUUUGCUGGAUGUAUUCGUCUAACGAGUCGUCUAUUCGAUCUACUCAAAUACAAACGUCAUUCAUCGGUAGUAACAGCGUCUCAAUGA
Messenger RNA from Adineta ricciae, 1020 nucleotides. NCBI's taxonomy places the organism in Eukaryota, Metazoa, Rotifera, Eurotatoria, Adinetida, Adinetidae. The record is from the annotation of a GenBank genome assembly.